AUGGCGCGGCUUCUCUCGGCUUCCACUGACCCCCUCUCCUGGGACUCUAAAACCAUUUACUUCUGCAAUUCCACUGGGGACCAGAACCUGACCGACGAGCAGCUGAGAACCAAGUACCUGGGCCCGCGGCAGCAACCCCAUUUCGUGCCCAUCUCUGUCGCCUACCUGCUGAUCUUCGCCGUGGGCGUGGUGGGCAACGCACUGACCUGCACGGUCAUCGUGCGCCACAAGACCAUGCGCACCCCCACCAACUACUACCUCUUCAGCCUGGCGGUGUCCGACCUGCUGGUGCUGCUGGUGGGGUUGCCCCUGGAGAUCUACGAGAUGUGGCAGAACUACCCCUACCUGCUGGGCACCGUCGGCUGCUACUCCCGCACGCUGCUCUUGGAGACCGCCUGCCUGGCCUCGGUGCUCAACGUCACGGCGCUGAGCGUGGAGCGGUACGUGGCCGUGGUGCAUCCGCUGCGGGCUCGGAGCCUGGUGACGGGGGCCCACGUGCGUCGUGUGCUCGCGGCCAUCUGGACCCUGGCCGUGCUCUCCGCCGUGCCCAACACCAGCCUGCACGUGUUUGAGGAGAUGAUGGUGCCCUGCCGGCAGGACCCGGUGCCCGGCUCGGCCUGGUGCUAUGUACCGGACAGGUCCCAGGACCUCUACCACCUGGUGGUGCUGGUGACCGCGCUGCUCUUCUUCUUCCUGCCCGUGGGGGUCAUCAGCGUGCUCUACCUGCUCAUCGGGCGCCAGCUGCGGCGGGAGCAGCUGCUGAUGCCCGGGCCGGAGGUGGGGCCCGACGACAGCUCCAGGCGGCUGUCCCUGAGGGAGCACGGGCGGACGCAGGUCACCAAGAUGCUGUUUGUGCUGGUCGUGGUGUUUGCCAUCAGCUGGGCCCCAUUCCACACCGAGCGCCUCCUGUGGAAUUUCAUCACUGACUUCAGCUCCGAGGCCGCCUACUACUACGUGCACAUCUUCUCGGGUGCCCUGUUCUACAUCGGCUCGGCCGCCAACCCUGUGCUCUACAGCCUCAUGUCCACCCGCUUCCGGGAGACCUUCCAGGAUGCUCUGUGCCUGGGGUCCGGCCGCUGCGUGGCCCCCGGCCGUGGCUACAGCCUCAGCAGAGUGGUCACGGGCACCACCCUCCUGGAGCUGGGCUCCGUGGGUGGCAAGGGCCACUCUCUGGCUGAGAACGAUGGCCCCCAAGCCCGCCAGCAGGGGUCUCUGAGCCAAGAGCCAGGAGAAAGCCCUGAUUCACCAGAAGGGAAGGAAGUGCCCAGCGUGCGUGAGGUCCUUGUGCGAGACUGGCCGGCCUCUCUGCUCUUCAAGGGCUCGCCUCCUAAGCUCCCCUGGAAGCGGAUCUUUUCCUGA
Messenger RNA from Sorex araneus (European shrew), 1359 nucleotides. RefSeq names its product neuromedin U receptor 1 (gene NMUR1). Gene Ontology annotation, molecular function: neuromedin U receptor activity. NCBI's taxonomy places the organism in Eukaryota, Metazoa, Chordata, Mammalia, Eulipotyphla, Soricidae. The record is from RefSeq and is a predicted model, not a curated record. The coding region runs from base 1 to 1359 and encodes 452 amino acids. Gene Ontology annotation, biological process: G protein-coupled receptor signaling pathway. The transcript is spliced from 5 exons. Gene Ontology annotation, cellular component: plasma membrane.